AUGGCGAAUCUCGUGGAGGCAACGACCAAACAACAGUUUGAAGAAUUUCUAGCCAAAGCAGGAAAAAGCCUGGCUGUGGUGCACUUCCAGGCGGCAUGGGCUCCUCAGUGCGGCCAGAUGAACGACGUGAUGGCCGAGCUGGCCAAGGAGCACACGCACACCACGUUUGUCAGGCUGGAGGCGGAAGCGGUGCCGGAGGUUUCGGAGAAGUAUGAGAUCGCAUCUGUCCCCACUUUCGUUUUCUUCAAAAGUGGGCAGAAGGUGGACCGCUUGGACGGCGCCCACGCUCCAGAGCUGACCAAGAUGGUGCAGCGCCUGGCGGUGGCCGGCGGCUCCGGCGGGGCGGACGGCAGCGCCACAGACCCGAACCAGCGGCUGAAGAAGCUGAUCAACGCGGCCCCCUGCAUGCUCUUCAUGAAGGGGUCGCCGCAGGAGCCCCGCUGCGGCUUCAGCCGGCAGAUCGUGGCCCUGCUGAAGGAGCACAGCAUCCAGUUCAGCAGCUUCGACAUCCUGUCCGACGAGCAGGUGCGCCAGGGGCUCAAGACCUACUCCAACUGGCCCACCUAUCCUCAGCUGUAUGUGAAUGGAGAGCUGGUGGGUGGACUGGACAUAGUGAAGGAGCUGGCUGAGUCUGGAGAGCUGGAGAACACCUGCCCAAAGGCUGUCACCCUGGAACACCGCCUAAAGACCAUCAUCAACCAGAGUCCAGUCAUGCUGUUCAUGAAAGGCAACAAGGAGGCUGCAAAAUGUGGCUUCAGCAGGCAGAUACUGGAGAUUCUGAAUGGCACCGGACUGGAUUAUGACACCUUUGACAUCCUGCAGGAUGAAGAGGUGCGUCAGGGCCUCAAGACGUAUUCUAACUGGCCGACCUACCCCCAGCUGUAUGUGAAAGGAGAGCUGAUCGGAGGCUUGGACAUAGUCAAGGAACUGAAAGAGAGCGGAGACCUGCUGUCGGUGCUGAAGGGGGAGUCGUAGGUGGUUCGGCCACACCAUCAGAACCAGGGAACAACAGUCUGCCACCGAUCGACCUUCCGUCACCGAUCCAACACUAAAACAUGUAGAGUUAAUAAUGAAAUUGUUCGCUUAGAACAGAAUGUGGAUAGAUUCAUGUGCUUGACAUCAAAAAUGAAACAGCAGAUGAGAAAGUAUUUACUAAAAUUGUGCAUCAGAUUAAAACUAAUUACCUCUGUG
Messenger RNA from Betta splendens (Siamese fighting fish), 1191 nucleotides. It is a transcript of the gene glrx3, whose product is annotated as glutaredoxin 3. The record is from RefSeq and is a predicted model, not a curated record. The coding region runs from base 1 to 975 and encodes 324 amino acids. Lineage: Eukaryota; Metazoa; Chordata; Actinopteri; Anabantiformes; Osphronemidae. The transcript has a single exon.